Messenger RNA from Xyrauchen texanus (razorback sucker), 1990 nucleotides. Its product is annotated as uronyl 2-sulfotransferase. The record is from RefSeq and is a predicted model, not a curated record. Bases 436 to 1389 code for a protein of 317 amino acids. Gene Ontology annotation, molecular function: sulfotransferase activity. The transcript is spliced from 9 exons. Gene Ontology annotation, cellular component: membrane. Lineage: Eukaryota; Metazoa; Chordata; Actinopteri; Cypriniformes; Catostomidae.
UUCAGUCGCGCGCAGUGCGGACAAGGAGACUCAACGCAAUUCUUGCGCUUUUAGGAAAAACAGAAUGACCUACUGUUUUGUGGAUGAAACUCGAAGCGCGAAUGGGUUGCUUCCAUUCUCCGUGGAGACAUGAGAACAUGAUGACUUUUAGAAAUCCUCCUCCUCAUAAACACUUGACGGGUUACAUGCGCGUGAGGAACCGGAGGGAAAACUGGCUGGCGGUGAUUCUGCUGAGAGUGUCGCGACGGGACUUUGGAUUCUGUCUCACAACGCUCUUUAUAUUCUGCCUGGGAUCUGUGUUAUAUCAGCUGAACGGAGGAGCACCAAAAAUACUGCUAGAUGUCGGCAAUUACCUCGGAUAGGCCUACUGAUGUUAUUCUUGGCUACAAGAGCUGCUCAAGAGACCACCUGGGAAUGCUACAGGAGUCUAACUGAAUGAUAGGGAGAUUUGCUGAUGGACCAGUAGCUCCCAGAGCCUUACCUUUCCCAAGACAGAUAGUUUACAACAGAGUCGGUAAAUGUGGAAGUCGCUCUAUUGUUUUGUUGUUGCGUAUGUUGGCCGACAGACAUCAGUUCACCCUCAUUUCUUCAGAUAUUCACAACAAGACCAGACUCACAAAACGUGAGCAGCUGAAUCUGAUGAGAAACAUCAGCACAACUCCUCAGCCAUUCCUCUACACUCGACACGUACACUUUCUCAAUUUUAGCAGGUUCAGAAUAGAUGAGCCUGUGUACAUCAACAUCAUCAGAGAUCCAAUCAACCGUUUCUUAUCCAAUUAUUUCUUCCGGCGGUUUGGCGACUGGCGAGGAGAAGAGAAUCAUGUUGUUCGGACACCCGGGAUGAAGGAAGACGAGAGAUAUUUAGACAUUAACACAUGCAUCUUGGAAAGCUAUCCAGAAUGCUCGAAUCCAAGAUUGUUCUACAUUAUUCCAUUUUUCUGUGGGCAGCAUCCUCAGUGCAGAGAGCCGAGUUUAUGGGCGCUAGAGACGGCUAAAAACAAUGUUCUAGAACAUUAUCUGCUAGUGGGAGUGUUGGAGGAACUGGAGGAUGUCUUACUUUUGUUGGAGAGACUCCUUCCACACUUCUUUUCAGACGUCUACAACAUCUACAAAAGUCCAGAAUAUAGGAAGCUGGGCAACAUGACGGGCACCAUCCGUAAACACUCCCCAAGUCUAGAGGCCUUGCAGGUGCUUUAUCAGCGCAUGGAAUACGAGUACAAAUUCUACAACUUUGUCAAAGCGCAGUUCCACCUCACCAAGAGAAAGAUUGGUCUGAGAACAGGCCCACAACCCUCCAGACUUUAUACUAGCAUGAUUCAGAGGAAAGACCUACUGGAAGAGCUGGAAAUAGAGGAAUCAGAGGAUUCACUCACAUGGGUGGAAUCCUGAGAGAUGCGAGAAGAUCAAAUCCACACUAAUGAAAACGCAUCUCUCAUCCACACUGGAACAGCAUUUUCCUCCACCGAAAACAAAGGAUUGUGAAAAUAUUCUCUAGCACUUUGGCAUACUUUGGAAAAACGAAGACUUUUGGAAAAUGAAAACUAAAGUUUUCAAACAAAAUUGGACAUGACCAAAUAUAGUGGAGAGUGGGGGUAAGAUGAACCGGUGGGUAACUGUAAAAAAUGUUUGUCAUGUGACCUUGUAAGCAGGAUGUAUCCAUCAUUUCUAUCUGGCUGUGAUAAUGAGAAGCACAUGGGAAAUUCCAUAGAGAAGAAUGUUUUUAUACAAAAAUAAAUAUUUUUUUCACAUUUGAGGUUUAUAGAUAGUUGUGCCACAGCAAAUUUAUUCAGAUAUGAAAUGACAUAUCAUGCAUGGUGGUGUAUGUCUAGUGUAUAAAUACCCAUGAUUUGAUUAGCACAAUAUUAGCCUUGAAGCGCUAAGCUAGGUGCUUUCCCGAAUCGUCACUUUGGGGCAAAAUGAACCGAACAGUCUGGGGAAAGUUGAGCCACUGGUAAAAAUGAACUGUUCUGUUUAUAAUGUUUGCAAUAAA